CUCGUGGUCAUGAGCGGCCUCUUCAGCGGCCUGACGCUGGGGCUGCUGGGCCUGGACGUCACGGAGCUCGAGAUCGUGCGCGGCGGGGGCACGCCGAAGGAGCAGGAGCGCGCGCGGAAGAUCAUGGAGGUGCGGUCCGACGGGAACCGGCUGCUCUGCACGCUGCUCCUCGGCAACGUCGCCGUCAACAGCCUGCUGUCCAUCUUCCUGAGCGGCAUCGCGAGCGGCCUCGUGGGCUUCGCGGUGUCGACGGCGCUCAUCGUCGUCUUCGGCGAGAUCCUGCCCCAGGCCGUCUGCGCGCGCCACGCCCUGCACGUCGGCGAGCUGUCGCUGCCCGUGAUCCGCUUCGUGCUCUGCGCGCUCGCGCCCGUGGCGUACCCGCUCAAGCUCGUCGUCGACGGCCUCCUGGGCGAGACGGCGGGCACGCACCACACGAAGGCGGAGAUGCUCGAGUACAUGCGCGUCCAGCAGGCCGCGGGCAUGCUCGACGACGACGCGAACCUCGUGAUGAAGGGCGCGCUCGACAUGAAGCACAAGGUCGUGAGCCAGGUCAUGACGCCCCUCGAGGACGUCUACAUGCUCUCGGAGGACCGCACGUUGGAUUUUGCCGCCGUGCGCGAGAUCUUCGAGCAGGGCUUCUCGCGCGUGCCCAUCUUCCAGGGCUCGCGGGGGCAGAUCGUCGGGUUGCUCUUCGUGAAGGACCUCAUCUUCGUGGACCCGGAGGAGGCGACGCCCGUCGCCGAGUACCUCCACAUCUUCGACCGGGACAUCCAGUUCGUCGACGACGGGGCGAACCUCGACGACGUGCUCCGGGUCUUCAAGCGGGGGCGGGGCCACCUCGCGUUCGUCCUCGGAGGCGCGGGCGACGCGGGCGAGGUCGGCCGGCCCGUGGGCAUCGUCACGCUCGAGGACAUCGUCGAGGAGAUUUUAGGCGACGAGAUCAUCGACGAGUCCGACGUCUACGUCGACGUGGACAACCGGGUGAGAGUGGCGGGCCGCGGCGACUUCGACUUCACGAAGCUCCGGCGGUUGGAUUCGAAUUUCGUGGACUCGAAGCUCGCGGACGCCGAGGUCGACGCCAUCGCGUCCCACCUCGUGGCCCAGGUCGGCGCCGUCGCCGACGGCUGGACGCCGCCGUCCCAGGAGACGAUGGCGCGCUACGUGCGCCGCGCGAUGGUCGUCGACUACAAGCGCGCGACGCCGCGCCACGCGGACUCGGACGCGCCGCCGGCGGCCGCGGACGUCGUCUACGCGCGGGGCCACGCGGCCAACUUCGCGACGCUCGUGCUCAGCGGCAAGCUCCACAUCCGCGCGGGCCGCGACGGCUUCCGCGCCGAGGCGGGGCCCUGGACGCUCCUCGGGGCCCAGACGCUG
Messenger RNA from Aureococcus anophagefferens, 1374 nucleotides. RefSeq lists its product as hypothetical. The transcript has a single exon. The annotation marks the transcript as partial. The record is from RefSeq and is a predicted model, not a curated record. Gene Ontology annotation, biological process: magnesium ion homeostasis. NCBI's taxonomy places the organism in Eukaryota, Pelagophyceae, Pelagomonadales, Pelagomonadaceae.